Molecule: messenger RNA, 798 nt
Organism: Nerophis lumbriciformis (worm pipefish)
Lineage: Eukaryota; Metazoa; Chordata; Actinopteri; Syngnathiformes; Syngnathidae
Source: RefSeq, a predicted model, not a curated record
AUGGAUAGUCUUCUUUCGGCCUUAUUUUCUUCUCCGGAGGAAGAGCUGUACGUCUUGGACUGCAUGGCUUACUUCAUGAUUUUAAUGGCAGUUUGCACAUUUGUUUCUUUGCUUUUUAACGACGUGCCGUAUGGACGGUACGCUUCGAGUACAUACGGAUUCCCGGUGAACGCCAAGCUGGCCUGGUUUGUCCAGGAGCUGCCCGCUUUCCUGCUGCCCGUCUGUUUGCUAAUGUGGGCAUCAUCAGCGAGGAGCUCGCAUCUUGCGAAUCAGCUGCUCAUUGCAAUGUUUUUGUGCCACUAUACACAAAGAUCACUUAUUUAUCCAUUUUUAAUCCGAGGAGGUAAACCGACACCAUUCCUGCCCUUUUUCCUGGCUCUUGUUUUCUGCAUGUACAAUGGCUUCAUGCAGAUCAGAUAUCUGAGCCACUAUGCAGAGUACCCUGCAGACUGGGUGAUGCAUCCAUGCUUCAUUGCAGGUUGUGCGUUGUGGUUGUUUGGCUGGCUGACGAAUUUGCACUCUGACCACAUCCUCAGGAAUCUGAGGAGGCCUGGAGAGAGCGGAUAUAAGAUCCCCAGAGGUGGCAUGUUUGAGUACGUUUCUGGAGCCAACUUCUUCGGGGAGAUAACUGAGUGGGCGGGCUUUGCUCUGGCGGGCCAAUCUGUUCACAGCACAGCUUUUGCCAUCUUCACCGUCGUGGUCCUUAGCAGCAGGGCUUUUGCGCACCACAAAUGGUACCUUGGUAAAUUCGAAGACUACCCGAAAGACAGGAAGGCAUUGAUCCCUUUUUUGAUUUAG